This is a messenger RNA of Pieris rapae (cabbage white), 2295 nucleotides long. RefSeq lists its product as uncharacterized. NCBI's taxonomy places the organism in Eukaryota, Metazoa, Arthropoda, Insecta, Lepidoptera, Pieridae. The record is from RefSeq and is a predicted model, not a curated record. The transcript has 2 exons. The coding region runs from base 43 to 1275 and encodes 410 amino acids.
GUGAUAACGGAACUAUAGUUUACCUCGAACACGUUAUAUAGUAUGUGUACUCGUAAAGUGUCCCGUGUUCACCAAGAGCUCUCCGCAAUAAUAGAAAAUGUUGCCGAAGCCAAGAAAAUGACGGACAUUGAGUAUAAUGUUAUAUUCGGAUUUGAAGAUGUCGAUUGCUUUGCAUCUGGAUUUUAUAAAGUACAAAUCAGAGGAAAACUACAUGGUUUUAAAGUUAACCAGAGAAUAAUAAUAAAAUGGCAUCACAGUAUUACAGAUCGGGCGUGCUUCAGAGAGGCUUAUAAAAGAGAAUACAUAUUUUACAAUAUAGUUACACCAGUUUAUUUGAAUAUUCAACGGUCUCUUAUUUGCAAUGAAGGCUUAAAAUACAAGUUUCCCAACUGUAUACUAUCAUCAAUAGAGUAUAACAAGGAAGUGAUAGUGUUGCAUAACGUUGAAGGUUAUAAGAUUUUUGAUAGAUUCCAAACAAUUGAUUUCGAGCAUGUCUUGUUGGUCAUAAAAAAUCUAGCAAAAUUACAUGCAUUUUCGUUUAUUACAUCGAAACUGUAUCCAGAUAAAUUUGAGGAGUUUAAACAGCAAUUAAACAAAGACGUCCAAUAUUCAGAGAUACGGAAAAUACCGAAAUCGUUGAUUUAUUACUUUAAUGCGUCUCUCUCUGUUAUAUCAAAUGAAAAAUACAAGGAUAAAUUGAGGAAUAUUUCUCGGCGGAUUGCUUUCAUACUUAAUAAAUACUCGGCUCCCACCACAAAAUACAAUGUGAUUUACCACGCGGAUUGUUGGCACAAUAACAUAUUUUUUAAAUAUAGGGCAAGCAGACCAGUCGAGGCUAUCUUAGUCGACUACCAAUUAGUUCGCUUUGCAUCACCUGUCACAGAUAUCUCUUAUUUUUUCUACAUGUGUACCGACUUCCGUUUCCUCUCAAACUACUACGACCAGCUCUUAGACAUUUAUUACGGGACCUGUUCAGCUGUAUUACGAGAAUGUAAUAUCGACAUCGAAGAUGUCUAUCCCAGAGCAGUAUUUGAAGAACAAUUGAAGGAGCAUUCUCAAUUUGGUUUAGUCGAAGCCCUGAUCUCUAUGAAAAUUAUAACAGCGGAAUCAGAGGAAGCGCAAAAAAUGACGGAAAUAAAACAUCAGGUCACUAAUGAUGUCCAAAUAGAGGACUACGAGAUUCAAAACCAAGAUAUUUUUGUAAAUAGAGUGAAUGGAAUAGUGAAUUUCUUCUUUAAAAGAAAUUAUUCACUAAAUGAUACCCAGCAUUCAUAAAAUAUUUAUAAGCUAAGAUUACAAUUGUUAAAAUAUUAAGCAUAAGUUGUUACUUUGGAAGUCAUUCAUUGUUGUUGUCUAAAAAACUUACAACCAAUUUCUGGGACGAAAUAAAUUACUCAGUUAUUAAUUGUCGCCAUAAAGAUUUUCUCUUCGGGCAUAAUUGUCUCCGCGGAAAAUUAUAACGUGGGUAUAGGUAGACAUUAUUUAAGAUUCUUUGUCGCUUUAAUAUUUCCAAGCUGUUACUCACUGGAAUUCUCUGAAAUUGUUUGGCUGGUAAUUGUAUUUUAUGUUUCCUAAGAUAUUUUCUUGAAGAUUCUUAGAUGAGAAAUAGCGUUUAUUUUAAAAACUGUUUUUGUAAUUUAAAAAUUCCAAUUAUUUAUUACUUAUGUCCACAUGAAGUCCUACUUUAGUUCUGUAUCGAGUAUAACAUGGAAAGCUCAGCAUGGAAGUAGGUGGCUUUGUAUAGAAUCUCGAUUUUGUAGUUGACUGACUCAAAACCGAAACUCUUCUGUAAACUAAAGCCUACCAAAGUACAUAAUAUGUACGACGGAACAUAAUUGCUCAUGGCGUGUACUUGCCUCCUCAAGCCAUUAAUAGUGAAUUUUCCCGCACCCGUGUCAAUAUCGGCAUGCUACCGGCUAUGUACUAAAUAAACCAGGUACACAAUUCAAUGGUACCACCGAGAACAUUCGAUGUUAUUGAACAUCUCUGUUGUUGUCUUAGUUUCUUUUUUAUCGUUAUUUGAAACUCAAUGAUAUUGUUAUUCUAUUGUAUAGUAUUGAAGACUACGGAAUCAACCAUACCUACUUAGGGUUCCAAUUUAGAUAGACUUAAAGUGAGAUCUUAAUUGAAGUAAAGUUGAAACUAAAGUCAAACUUUAUUGCAUUGUACUUUACAGAUGACAUGUUAUAAUGUUAUACUAAAAGGACCUUGGUGAGGCAGAGCACUAUUGCAUGCUUUAUUUUUUUAUUCUAUUUAAAAUCUUAGUAGAUAAUUCUUUUAAUUUAAGAUAGAAAA